Schistocerca gregaria is the source of this 1367-nucleotide messenger RNA. RefSeq lists its product as uncharacterized. The record is from RefSeq and is a predicted model, not a curated record. The coding region runs from base 33 to 1367 and encodes 444 amino acids. The transcript has 9 exons. Lineage: Eukaryota; Metazoa; Arthropoda; Insecta; Orthoptera; Acrididae.
CUCUUCCAGUACAUUGAAAGCAGCAGCUCAAGAUGCUGCUGCUCGCUGCAUUGCUCUGUAUACAAGUCCUGGCGGCAGAAAGCCGCCUGGACUGCAGAUGUGGAGAAACUGUCUGCUCGUGCCUCAUCCUGCAACCGAGCCCCGAGGACCAGCUGUGCGCCUACACUUUGCAGGGGACGCAGUGUUCCGCUGUGGGGCCUGCAGGUGUAGACUCCAGGCUAGAGCAUCUCGUCACAGGAGAAGGUACCGUCGCCAACCCGGACUGUAAAUGUGCAGGAAAGUUUUGCGCCUGCAUUGUAUUGAUAUCAUCCACAGAAGACCGGAUUUGUUUGCGUUCCUCGGAGGGGUCGCUGUGCAGCCCAGUGCAGAAGGCAACGAAGCGCUACGACCUUCUAUCUCGUCUUAUAACUAAAGCUGCAGAGAGUCACGACUCCUGCAAAUGUUCUGGCGACGCGUGCAUCUGCAACUUGUUCAAGCUGCGGCCAGACAGCGUCGUUUGCCUGCACUCCUCCGAUCGUCUGUCAUGCAGCCAGGUCACCACAGGCGACAAGGGAGAGGCACGACUGACAUCCGACGACAGCAACGCAGCUUGUUACUGCUCCAACGCGCGCUGCACUUGCAAGUGGGUGGCAGCAGGCAGCGCCGCCGAGGUGUGCUUCUACUCUGCCAAGGACACGCGCUGCCACGCCCACCCGACGCGCGACGCAGCGCUGCCGCCCGCUGACAUGCAGCCGCUGCAGCGCACCCUCAGGAACACCGUGCCGAAAAGGGGCUGUUACUGUACCAACCAGAUCUGCACCUGCGAAUGGGGCUUUGCAAUCAAGACCCCCUUGUACAUCUGCUUGACACCUGGAGGUGAAUGCGACAGGGUCGAUACCACUGAUAAACAGCCGUCCCAGCAGUUGGCUCCUAACAGAGGUCACGUGGAAUGCAACUGCACUGCAAAUCGGUGUGGGUGCCUUGUGGUCGGUGCCAGCAGCGGGGACAACAUCUGCAGCCACUCUCCAGAGGGGUCGCGUUGCAGCCAAGUCCGUCUGGCAGUCGAAGGCGACGACGUCAUCCACCUUACCAAAAGCAGCGAUUUUCAUCCGGACUGCUUGUGCCAUGUGGAAUUCUGUGCUUGCAUUGGACUGAAACCGAGAAGGCACGACCAGAUGUGUUUGCAUUCUUCCAACAACACAAUCUGUAGUACACUCCAGACGACAGAAAUCUUCUCGAGUAGUCAAAUCACGAAUACCGCAACCAAUGACCUGCCUUCUCAGAGAUGUGCUAACGUUAUGCCGCAGCUGACGAUCACGUCUCGUGCGACUGCGGCGGGGGCGAUUGUGACGUCGACGGCCCCUGCUCGUGCACGUGGCCGUGGCUGA